Messenger RNA from Metschnikowia bicuspidata var. bicuspidata NRRL YB-4993, 1242 nucleotides. It is a transcript of the gene CAG1, whose product is annotated as guanine nucleotide-binding protein subunit alpha. NCBI's taxonomy places the organism in Eukaryota, Fungi, Ascomycota, Pichiomycetes, Serinales, Metschnikowiaceae. Gene Ontology annotation, biological process: G protein-coupled receptor signaling pathway. Gene Ontology annotation, molecular function: GTP binding; G protein-coupled receptor binding; GTPase activity. Bases 1 to 1242 code for a protein of 413 amino acids. Gene Ontology annotation, cellular component: heterotrimeric G-protein complex. The record is from RefSeq and is a predicted model, not a curated record. The transcript has a single exon.
AUGGGAUGCGUAGCUAGUACAGCCGGGGAGCUGGAGGUGCUAAUUGAUCAGCAGCGUCUUGUUUCUGAUGCCAUAGAUCGUUCUCUAAACCAAAAGAAGAAACAGGACGCCAACCUAAUUCGUCUUUUCCUCUUGGGGGCUGGAGAUUCAGGAAAAUCGACUGUGCUCAAGCAAAUGAGAUUAUUGCAUAAUUCCAGCUUCACUGAUUUCGAGCGCAAGAAGUAUUCCGACGUUAUAUGGGUGGACAUGAUCGAGUCCAUGAAGAUGCUUUUGCUAAAUGCCAGGAAAUUCAAGAUCCCGUUGGACUGCGAUCGGCCCAAUUCUCCUCUUAUACCACACAAAAGAUUGAUUCUCGCCACCAAGGGCAUUCAUGAUUACGGGGAGGCCGACGAGUCUUUUGUGAAUGAUUACGCGAUUGGAUACGGCAACAAGGUCCGGCGGUCCUCUCGCGACGAAGACGCGGACCUUCCCAACAUUCUGUUGCUAACGGAGGACGACUCUGUUGAUGAAAUAAAGCCAAGCGUGCCCCACAGCAGGCAAGAAAUCGCACGGGCCAUCACUGAAUUAUGGAACCGAGAUAAAGGAGUGAAGGCAUGCUUUGACCAGGCACACAAGUUCCAGCUAGAAUCUUCGGCCCUGUACUAUUUCGACAAUGCGUCCAAAUUCCAAGACCCCAACUACUGUUGCACCGAUAGAGACAUCAUCAUGGGCCGGAUCAAAACAACGGGAAUCACGCAAAACACAUUCCAUGUCAAGGACACGGUCUUGAAAGUGCUAGACGCGGGUGGGCAGCGGUCGGAGCGGAAGAAAUGGAUCCACUUUUUCCAGGACAUCAACGCCAUUAUCUUUGUUCUUGCCGUGCUGGAGUACGACCAGACCUUGUACGAGGACGGCCGGGUGAACCGCAUAGACGAGUCUUUUGCGUUGUUUGAGUCCUUGUGCAACGCCAAGUGGUUUGUCAACACGCCGUUCAUUUUGUUUUUGAACAAGGUCGAUUUGCUCGAGCGCAAGCUCCCGCAUUCGCCGUUCCAAAACCAUUUCCCCGACUACAACCGGGACCCGCUCGACGUCGGGCAUGUGCUAGACUAUUUUGAAGAGUCGCUUUUGAAAUUGAACCGGACAAGAAAACCAAUAUACGUCCAUCGCACGUGCGCCACGGACACGGAUGCCAUGCGGUUCGUGCUCAACGCUGUGACGGACAUGAUGAUACAACAGAACUUGAAGCAGAGCGGGCUCAUGUGA